UCCCGGAUGUGCUCUUUUCCCUGUUCAACAUGGCGCUGGGAAAGUAAGCGACUUCUGCUAAUGUCAGACAGUUUCCCCAAACUUCUCCCGCUCAUGCUCCACUAGGCCCGGGAAAGUUCAGAGAGUCCCCUGCGAGGCAGCGGAAAGCGUUUCCCCGUGUCUUUCUGGCGUCACAGCGCUGAAACCGGAGGAAUGCGACACGCUUCGUGUUUCCGAGCCCACGGCCGCUCCGCUCGCUUCCGCCGCUUCCGCGGUUAAUGUCGCUGGAUUCCUCCGCGGAUCCGGUGCUGGUUCGCUGGACUCGGUUCUGCUUCAUGAUCUGAUGCUAGCUUGCAGCCGUUGCCACCAUGUUUGCCAAAAAGAAGAAGUCUCGAAUCCAGAUCUCUGCUCCGUCCAACUUUGAGCAUCGUGUUCAUACGGACUUUGACGAGCAGGAGCAGAAGUUCGUCGGGUUGCCGCGCCAAUGGCAGUCCCUCAUCGAAGACACGGCCAAGAGGCCAAAGCCUUUCAUCGACGCGACGGUCAUCACUACCGUAGAACCGCGAAAGACGAUCGUACGAGGCACGAAGCUGGGAGCAGACGGCUCUUUAACGUGGCUGCUGGACGAGUUCGACACCAUGUCCGUGACCCGAUCGAACUCCCUGCGGCGAGGCAGCCCCCCCACUCAGCCCCGCAGGGAGUCCAGCUCUGCAGGCGGAGAGCAGGAGAACGGCGACCCCCGACACCGGCACCACACACACCCAGACAGGGACAGACUGAGGCAGGACCAUCCGGGCGGAGGGGACCCGCAGCACGGGCCGCGUGGCGUCCAGCCCCGGGACGAGGGCGUGCAGGGCCGGCCCCAGCAGCAGCCGAGGGGCCAGGAGCCCAGCAGGGCCUACAGGGAGCGGUCCGGGUCGGGACAGCAGCCUCGCAGAGACCCCCGGGACCAGGACCAGGUGAUCCGCCGGGACCAAGCCGGCGAGCAGCGGCCCAAGUCCAGCUAUGCGGCGCGUGACGGCAGCCCCACGUCUCCGAGGGACAAGAGGCCGCUGUCGGGACCCAACAUCCGGACGCCCAACCUGCCGGUGACCGACGGCGUGAUGAAGACGGCCCAGCAGAACACGCGACCGUUCAACACGUACCCGAGGACGGACAGCGACGGAGGACGCAGUCCGACGGGACAGGUGGUGCGACACCAAGAGUCUUCCCCCCAGAACGGGCCCUCCAGCAGCUCCGCCCGGGGUUCCUCCAAGCCCCCAGUCAGCCUCCCUCAUUCCCACCAUGCAUCCCACCCCAGCCUGACCCCGGACUCCUCCCAGCUGCCACACGCCCCCCACCCCAACGUGCCGGCCCCGCGGCCCCCCGUGCCCGCUGUGGCUCCUGGGCCGGGCGCGGCGCCGCAGGGCCGCUCCCCGCAGCGGGAGCCCCAGAGGGUUUCCCACGAGCAGUUCAGAGCGGCGCUGCAGCUGGUGGUGGACCCCGGCGACCCGCGGACCUACCUGGACCACUACAUCAAGAUCGGCGAGGGAUCCACGGGAAUCGUGUGCAUCGCCACAGUGAAGACGACGGGGAAGCUGGUGGCCGUGAAGAAGAUGGACCUGAGGAAGCAGCAGCGCAGGGAGCUUCUCUUCAACGAGGUGGUGAUCAUGCGGGACUAUCACCAUGACAACGUGGUGGAGAUGUACAACAGCUACCUGGUGGGCGACGAACUCUGGGUGGUGAUGGAGUUCCUGGAGGGCGGAGCGCUCACCGACAUCGUGACGCACACCAGGAUGAACGAGGAGCAGAUUGCCACCGUGUGUCUGUCGGUGCUGAAGGCGCUGUCUGUGCUGCACACUCAAGGUGUGAUCCACAGAGACAUCAAGAGCGACUCCAUCCUGCUGACUCAUGAUGGCCGGGUGAAGCUGUCAGACUUUGGCUUCUGCGCUCAGGUUUCUAAGGAAGUCCAGCGGAGGAAAUCUCUGGUCGGAACGCCAUACUGGAUGGCACCAGAGCUCAUAUCCAGGCUGCCGUACGGACCAGAGGUCGACAUCUGGUCUCUGGGCAUCAUGGUGAUAGAGAUGGUGGACGGCGAGCCGCCGUACUUCAACGAGCCGCCGCUCAAAGCCAUGAAGAUGAUUCGAGACAACCAGCCGCCCAAACUGAAGAACCUGCACAAGGUGUCCCCUCUCCUCAAAGGCUUCCUGGACCGGAUGCUGGUGCGUGAGCCGGCCCAGAGGGCGACGGCCAGCGAGCUCCUGAAGCACCAGUUCCUGUCCAAGGCCGGCCCGCCGUCCUGCAUCGUCCCCCUGAUGCGGCAGAACAGGAUGAGAUGAAGCGCGGCGCUCCACACCUCCGGGGCUGUGAAGGCGACUCUGGCGGAUCAGAAUCCUCCCGCACCGGGAGCCCAGGCUGUGCGGGAGGAUUCUCCUCGUCCGGCGUGAGUCACUGAACUGUGGGGAGCGCGCUCCCCGAAUCAGAGGCAAUAACGACGAAUGCGUGGGUGAAUGAGUGCGAUACCGUGUGUUUCUGGACGCAGUAAAUGGCUCUUUUUUCUUUCUGUUUUUUUUGUUUUGUUUUGUUUGGCGUACAGCCGGGUUUGAAGGAGUCGGUGACGGUCGAAGUAACUUUUUAAAUCUCUUACUGACAAUCUGCAAACGUUUCCACUACAGACUCUGAUCCCGACCUCUGGACCCCUGAACUUCCCACCGACAGCGGCGACCUUGGGACUCGGACUGUAUUUUGUAGCCAUAAUUAUCCUCGCUUCCUGUUGUAAACGAGCAAAAACACACUAAGUGAACAUGUAAACACUGGAGUCAUGGUAGCAGAGGACUUUUGUUUCUUCCACUUAUUUCCUAAUAUUCCUGUGUAAAAACGGUGAACAUAGAGAAAGCGUUGAUAAUUUACCGUCUCUGUUUUUGUGAUUGUUGUAUUUUGUUUAUUACGAUGCAAAAGCACAAAAUCUUACCAAAUAUUUUUGCGUAGUUUGAAGCGCAAAUAUUUCAAUACAUUUGAAAUGAGACAAACUAACUCUAUGAAAUAAUCUCCCAGUAGAAUUGGUACAUUUUCAUAAAUAUGAAGAAAUUAUUAAGUUAAAUAAAUGCCAAUCCCACUUUACAAUAAGGCCAGUAAUUCAUAGCUAUGUCAUUAAUUCAUUUAAGCUCUUUAUAAAUCGUUAAUAACUGUUGAUUAUGCAUUAAUUAUUAUCUAGACUUGUUGUACUGAAUAUUUCAGAGUAUUUUGUAAGAACAAUAAGCAUUUGCAAAUGUAUUUUUGGCUUAAUGUCUCCUCAUUCUUAAUACAACAGUUAUUGAUGAUUUAAGUGUUUAUAGAUGAAUGAAUAACAUAUUUAUGAGCUAUUUAUUAGCCAUCUUUAAAGGGAGCGCUAAGUGAUGCACAAGCUCCCGUAUUUUGCUGUAAAGUUGCUUAAAAGUUGUUUUCUCUUAUUUCAAGUGUAAUAAGAUAUUUUCUCUAGAAACUCUCCAGAAAGACUUGGUGAGGUUUUGAGUUUUUUCAGUGUACAGAGUGAAACGUAUCGAGCACUGGCGAUGAGCUGCACAGGAGCUGCAGCUGCACAGGAGCUGCAGCUGCACAGGAGCUGCAGCUGCUGCAGCUCGUUCCUGCAACACUAAACCCUUUAGAAGAGACGCUACGGAGCAUUAACCAAUCAGCACACAGUCCCAUAACACCAGGUCAAAUUUUAUUUCUUUGUUUUAAUAACUGUAGCAUUUUUUAGAACAAUAGGCUUUACUUUGUUUGAUUUUUUUAAAAUAUAUUUAAUUUUUUCACUGUAGAAAAUGAACUAAAAAACUGAAACUUCUUGA
Molecule: messenger RNA, 3785 nt
Organism: Poeciliopsis prolifica (blackstripe livebearer)
Lineage: Eukaryota; Metazoa; Chordata; Actinopteri; Cyprinodontiformes; Poeciliidae
Gene: pak4
Product: p21 protein (Cdc42/Rac)-activated kinase 4
Exons: 12
Coding region: 348-2297 (649 amino acids)
Biological process (GO): regulation of MAPK cascade; intracellular signal transduction; protein phosphorylation
Cellular component (GO): cytoplasm
Molecular function (GO): ATP binding; protein serine/threonine kinase activity
Source: RefSeq, a predicted model, not a curated record